GCCCACUUUUUGCUCAGCGACGACCUAUGAGUGAACCUCUGAAACGGGCCAGUCGGCUCCGUUUUCAUGACCCGCUGGACAUGAAGCCAGGGGUGUUUGCCCGCGUUGCACUGAACAGCUCAGGCAGGGUGGGGAUGUCCUCCAACUGCAUCACAUGUGUUAUUGGCUCCAAAGAGAGCCCAGAGGCUGAAAGAAAGGGUCAGGUUAUGGGAGGGCAGGGAUGCAAAUCCAAAAUGGCAGAUGGUGAGAAACAGGAGAGAAGUAACCAUACCUCCUCCACCAAGAGGCAAGUUCAGCCAGAGUCUGUAGACACGCCCCAGCCCCUCGCUGCCCAGACAGAGUCACAGCAGUCUCCUCACCUUCCCAAGUCAGGUGUGGAGGCUCAGUUUCAGUACUCGCCCCAGGCUCUCCACCCACCUAUCCCCUUACCCAGAUCCAAAGCCAGGCAAACUCUGUGUGCCCAGUACAUUCGACCUCAGCCUGACGCAUCACAGAGGAACACCCGAUCCUGCAGCGUUCCCCGAAGACGCUCCUACAACACUGUAACGCCAGCGCCAAGCCUCACAGCAGACUGCAGGAUCAACCUCCGUUGGCAGCAGGCAACACCCCCCGACUAUGGUGCUGUUUGUGACUCAACACUCAUCCCGGUCCUGCCCCAUAGUGCAAGUGACGGUAGCAGCUGUGACAGCUUCGGCAGUCUGAGCAGCUUGGAGUCGCCUCCUCUGCUGCCUCCCUGUUCUGUCCUUGAUAGCCGCAAGAGAGCUGUAGGCACCCUGCAGCGCGAGAUGAACGCCCUGUUUGCCCAGAAAAUGGAAGAGUUGCGCCAUAAGUCCCCCAUGUUCUUCGCUGAUGAGAGAAGUGUGCAGAAUUGAGGGGAUGACCAGAGCCAGGUAAACCGUUGAAUGCAUGAAUACCACCUGUGCACCUUCACCUUCACUUUACCCAUCAGUCUCUCUGUCACACCAGCCUCCUUCUCUCACACCUAUGAAGUUGGCAGGGGUUUGAAUCCAUAUUCUUCCCCAAUUUUACAUAUUGAUGAACCUGCACUAACUCUAAAUGACAUUAGUGGAAGUAAUGAGAGCCCCAUGUGAGCUUUGUCUGUUCACAUCACUGGAAAGGGGUACAGGUCCAGACAGGGACACUCACUGUGGGCAAGUGGAAAACCUAAUUCAUGAAACCUUUCACUCUGUUAUAGCCUGUUUUGAGUCUUAAAUGGAAAUGAUAAUAAAGGGAAAGGGAAGUUAAUUAGAACCUAAGUAUUAUUUUCAUAGUUUUCAGCAUAACUUUAAUCAAUGAUAAUACCCUUGUACUCUCUUUAUUUUAUUUUUGUUGGGCCUUUUAUUGCCUUUAAUUGACAGUGACAGCUGGAGA
Morone saxatilis (striped sea-bass) is the source of this 1371-nucleotide messenger RNA. RefSeq lists its product as uncharacterized. The transcript is spliced from 3 exons. Bases 27 to 872 code for a protein of 281 amino acids. The record is from RefSeq and is a predicted model, not a curated record. Lineage: Eukaryota; Metazoa; Chordata; Actinopteri; Moronidae.